This is a messenger RNA of Carcharodon carcharias (great white shark), 4235 nucleotides long. RefSeq names its product zinc finger and BTB domain-containing protein 12-like. NCBI's taxonomy places the organism in Eukaryota, Metazoa, Chordata, Chondrichthyes, Lamniformes, Lamnidae. Gene Ontology annotation, molecular function: RNA polymerase II cis-regulatory region sequence-specific DNA binding; DNA-binding transcription factor activity, RNA polymerase II-specific; protein binding. Gene Ontology annotation, biological process: regulation of transcription by RNA polymerase II. The coding region runs from base 1037 to 2419 and encodes 460 amino acids. The record is from RefSeq and is a predicted model, not a curated record. The transcript has 2 exons.
UCAGAUGCAGGGGAAGCAGGAUUGUUACUAAUCUCAAAUGUUAUUAAUCUAAAAUACUGUGGCAACAGGAUCACUACUAAUCACAGACACGUAGCAGGAUUGUUACUAACCUCAGACAUAGAACAGGAUCAUUACUAAUCUCAGAUGGAGAGGGGAUAGAGUUAUUAUUAAUCUAAAAUACUGUGGCAGCAGGAUUGCUACUAAUCUCAGAUACGGAGCAGAAUUGUAACUAACCUCAGAUGUAGAACAGGAUCAUUACUAAUUUCAGAUUUGGGAACAGGAUUGUUACUAAUUUCGAACAUGGUGGAAACAGGAUUGUUACUGAUCUCAGACAUGUGAGAACAAGAUUGUUAUUAAUUUCAAAGGCGGAAUAGGAUUGUUACUAAUCUCAAACACGGUGACAACAGGAUUGUUACUGAUCUCAAACAUGGUGGGAACAGGAUUGCUACUAAUCUCAAACAUGGAACAAGAUUGUUACUGAUCUCAGAUAUGGAACAGGAUUGUUACUAAUCUCGAACACGGUGGGAAGGGGAUUGUUACUGAUUUCAGACACAGAACAGGAUUGUUACUAAUCUCAGACAUGAUGAGAACAGGAUUGCUUCUAAUCUAAAAUAUGAUGGGAAUAGGAUUGUUACUAAUCUCAAAUACUGUGGGAACAGGAUUGUUACUAAUCUCAAACAUGGUGGAGGGAAACAGUAUUGUUCCUAAUCUCAAACAUGGCGGAGGGAAACAGGAUUGUUACUAAUCUCAGAUGCAGGGGAAGCAGGAUUUUUACUAAUCUCAAAUGUUAUUAAUCUAAAAUACUGUGGCAACAGGAUCACUACUAAUCUCAGACACGUAGCAGGAUUGUUACUAAUCUCAGACAUAGAGCAGGAUCAUUACUAAUCUCAGAUGGAGAGGGGAUAGGAUUGUUAUUAAUCUAAAAUACUGUGGCAACAAGAUUGCUACUAAUCUCAGAUACGGAGCAGAAUUGUAACUAACCUCAGAUUCAUUACUAAUUUCAGAUUUGGGAACAGGAUUGUUACUGAUUUCGAACAUGGUGGAAACAGGAUUGUUCCUGAUCUCAGACAUUUCAUGCUGCCCAGCCAUGGCAUCUGACGAUGUGGUGAGGUUUCAGUUCCCUAACCACGAGGUGACCAUUCUGAAGAAGAUGAACCAGCUGCGGAUGGAGGAGCGCUUCUGUGAUGUGACUAUCGUGGCAGAUCAGCUGCGUUUCCCGGGACACCGGGUGGUGCUGGCCGCCUGCUCGCCCUUCCUGCGCGACCAGUUCCACAUGAACCCCUCGCAGGAGGUGCAGGUCUUCCCCAUGACGGGCGCCCAGAUCGUCCUGCGGCUGCUGCUCUCCUGCUACACCGGCACGCUGGAGUUCCCCUUCAACGACAUCCUGGACUACCUGACGGCGGCCAGCUGCCUCCAGAUGGAGCACGUGGUGGAGAAGUGCCGGCAGUCGCUGUCGCCGCGCAUCGGGCCCCGCGUGCCCCCGGCUGAGGGGGCCGAGGAGCGGCCCUGCACGCCACAGAUUGCCACCUCCUCGGAGCGCGCGCCCGACGCCGACAGGCUGGCAUCUUGGGAAACGGGUAUGGCGGAGGAGAAGGGCCCAAGGAGGACGCCAGCGGACGACGUGGUGAAGCUGGAGUCGGAGCAGCGGGCGGACUUUGGCGGCGCCGAGGACAUCUGCAUCCACAAGGUGGAGUCGUUGGCCGACUGUAUGGAGGGGUGCCCAGACCGGGCAGGCAAGGGGCGGCCGACGGGUGGCGGGGUGGAGCCCGCCAACGGCCUGGAUCCCGACCCCGGCAUCCACUCGACUGUGGGGGGUGGCGCCGGUGGCUACUCCGACAGCAGCGCCCCCUACGACAUGUCAGAGGUGAUGAUCUCGGAUGAGUUCCAGGAGGAGGACUAUGAGAGCUCAGCCAGCGAGGACUGCCGCAGCAGCGGCUUCACUGGAACCUUCUACCGGCCGGGCGAGGAGCCCCCGCCCCCCCCCGCGCCCCUCUCUGGCUUAGGGCAGGGUGCCAAGGAGGGCGAGGCGGCCCGGAGCCCAGGCCUCUGCUCCGAGUGCGGCGCCCCCUUCGAGCACCGCGAGCACCUGGCAGCCCACAUGGUGGUCCACAAGCUCUACAUGUGCCUGCUGUGCGGCAAGGUCUUCAAGAAGAACGCGCGGCUGGCCCAGCACAUCAACGUGCAUACCGGCUUCAAGCCGUACUGCUGCGCCAUCUGCGGCCGCACCUUCACGCAGAAGCGCUCGCUCAAGGACCACAUGAACGUGCACAACGGCGACUCGCCCCACUGCUGCAGCUACUGCGACAUGCGCUUCACCCAUUACAGCACCCUGCGGGUGCACCUGCGCGACCAACACGGCAAGACCACCACCCGCAACAUGGAGAACAAGCCUGCUGAAAUCAGCCUGGUGGUGCCUUAGCAGUCGGUUUUUCUCUCUCCACCCCCGCCCCUCCCCCGCCCCAACACCCUGCCCCCGGCCAGGGCCCCAAACCACCUCCCCACAAAUAAAGCUCUGUUUUUAGACAACCUUGCAGUAGAACCACCAAACUAACACCACACGAGAUUACGUCCCAGUCAAUCUUUUCAAUCAACGGACUCUUUCCUGAACACUUUCUCUCCACGUUCUCCUCUGUCCGUCUCGACUGUUUCAGUUUUUAACAGACUGCCUGUUUCCUCACCAUUGCCCAGUUUUUUUUGUAUGUCUGUGUGACAGGAAGCACCUCUUUUAUGUAAUCUAUAUUUUUAUUCCAAAAAAUAAUAAUUUGUGAUUUUAAAAAAAGAAGCAGCGAAAAUUAUUUCUUUUUAAAAUUUCCCAUUGUGCGGUUGUUAAGUGCUGGGUGAUUGUUGCCCCUUGGAGUGGUGUUUAUUUCACUGAGGACUUUUCAAAUAGUCCCUUCUGUUCUCAGGGUAGGUAAUUGCUUCAAAGUCUCACUCAAACACACACACACACGUGAUUUCUGAGUCACUGAAUUUGCAUGAGAACCCAAAGUGGUUUCCUGUUGUCCCCCUCGCGGCUGUCAUGAUCAGACUAUCUCCGUCUUGGCCUGUAAUCGAUGUUAAAGAACCACUGUCUGCCCUUUUGGUUUUGGGAGAUGGGGUGCAGCCACAUUCAUCAGAUGCAAGUGCCCACCCCUGCUGGAACAGAAGGAGGCCAUUCAUGUUGUCCAGCUCCCAAGCCUGGAUGUGAAGGAUAUAAGAGAUUAGGAUGCUUAAGUGGAGAAUGUUUGUUUCCCACUACAGAGCUGAUUUCUCCCCUCCAGGACAGCAGUCAGCCAAUGCUGUGAGAAACCAAUUAAACUAAAUUAGGAAAACAAGGCACAAUUCAAGAAGCAGUCCCUUAAGAUAGCCAGUGCUUAUCUUUUGAUGACACUAAUUGAACUGAAUUAAGAAAAAACGGAGGGACAAAAUAAAAUGCAGCCCCUUAAAUGGACACUGCAAACAGAAAGUCAAAAAGACCGCCAGUGCUGCCUGACACUUUUUUGUAUACAAUUGAGUAUAAUUAACAAAUCAACACCCAUCGCCCGUUCACCUUAUUACCUUCAAGUACUGGGUAUUUAACAUUCAUUAAGUACAACCUAUUAGAUGCUAACACUUCAGCCCCUUGAGCCCGUCCCGACAUUCAGUGAAAUCACGGCUGAUCUGUGAUCCAACUCCAUACACCUGCCUUUGCCCCAUAUCUCUUAAUACUUCUGGCUAACAAAAAUCUAUCAAACUCCAAUUUAAAAUUAACAAUUGACCCAGCAUCAAUUGCCAUUUAAGGAAGAGAGUUCCAAAUUUCUACCAAUCCUUUGCAUGCAGAAUUCUUUCCUAAUUUUGCUCCCAAAAGGUCUGGCUCCAAUUUUUAGACUAUGUCCCCUUGUCCUAGACCUCCCGCAGCUAGCGGAAAGAAUUUUUUCUAUCCACUCCAUCCUAUUCCCCUUAAUAUCUUGGAAACUUGGAUCAAAUCACCCUUAACCUUUUAAGUUCGAAGUUUGUAUGAUCUCUCCUUGUAAUUUAACCCUUGGAAUCCAGAUAUCAUUCUGGUAAAGCUAUGCUGAUCUCCCUCUGAGGUUAAGAUAUCCUUCCUGAGGUGUGCCCAGAACUGCUCACAGUAACUCUAGGUGUGGUCUAACCAGGACUUUGUAUAGCUGAAGCAUGACUUCUACCCUCUUGUAUUCUAAUUCUCUGUAUAUAAAGGCCAGCAUUUUUGAUUAUCUUCUGUGCAAGUUCAUGACAUUUUAAUGAUCAAUGUCCCU